AUGGACACUUGGCGGGUUCUGCCACUCUUCCUCCUCCUGGCCUCCCGAGCAGGGGUCUCCGCCCUCAGAGGCUCCUCUGGACCUCGGCACACCAAUUUCUCCUCCACCUUCUCUUCAGCCUCAGAAAGCUCUUCCCAGGGGCUGGGUUCGGAAGGUCCCUCCAUCGAACCUCCCAACCCGGAGUUUCUGGAUCAGUCUUCCAGUUCAAAAGCCUCUGCUGGAAUCUCUGAUUCCGACUGGUUUCCCGAGGCCCUGGAUUCCAGCAAUGCGUCUGGGGCCUUCUGGUCAAACGUUUAUGCUGAGGGUCAAGAUUUGAGCCCGGAUGCCAUUCCUGGCUCCGAAGCACUUCCUGACACUUCGGACCCUCGAGCUCCUGCCAAAGGCCCCAAGCCGCCUUUCCCUGCUAAGACCCCGGCUUCAAACGCCUCUGCUGCGGCUUCCGGCACCAAAGUGCCUGUUGAGGCCCCGGGUUCGAAAGACCUCGCACUCCUUGACCACAGAGUCCCCGCAGAGACCCACCCAGCGGAGAGCUUCCCCCGGCAGGUGGGGGGGCCUCUUGCAGUGCUGGUGGGGACCCCCAUCUGGCUCCCGCUGGUCCCAGCCCCCAGCCCUGGCCCGCCUGCCCCUCUGGUGGUCUGGCGCCGGGGCUCCAAGGUGCUGGCAGCCGGGGGCCUGGGGCCAGGGGCUCCUCUGAUCAGCCUGGACCCGGCUCACCGGGACCGCCUGCGAUUUGACCAGGCCGGCGGGGGGCUGGAGCUUGCCUCUGCCCGGCUGGAUGAUGCGGGGGUCUACACGGCUGAGGUCAUCAGGGCAGGGGUCUCCCAGCAGACUCGGGAGUUCACGGUGGGCGUGUAUGAGCCCCUGCCCCAGCUGUCGGUGCAGCCCGCGGCCCCGGAGACAGAGGAGGGGGCGGCCGAGCUGCGGCUGCGCUGCGUGGGGUGGGAGCCGAGUCGCGGGGUGCUGAGCUGGAGCCAGGACGGACGCGCCCUGGAGGCGGCGGCCCCCCACGGAGCUGAGCCUCGGAUCCGCGCAGAGGGCGACCAGCUGCUCAUCUCGCGGCCCGUGCGCGCCGACCACGCGCGGUACACUUGCCGCGUCCGCAGCCCCUUCGGCCGCGCGGAGGCUGCGGCGGACGUCAGCGUGUUCUAUGGCCCGGACCCGCCGGUCAUCACGGCCUCCUCGGACCGCGACGCCACCCCUGCGCUCUAUGUCACCGCGGGCAGCAACGUGACCUUGCGCUGCACAGCCGCCUCGCGGCCGCCCGCCGACAUCGCGUGGAGCCUGGCGGACCCGGCUGAGGCCGCGGUGCCCGCGGGGCCGCGGCUGCUGCUGCCCGCGGUCGGGCCGGGCCACGCGGGCGCCUACGCCUGCCUCGCCGCGAACCCGCGCACCGGCCGCCGCCGCCGCUCUCUGCUCAACCUCACCGUGGCCGAUCUGCCCCCGGGGGCCCCGCAGUGCUCCGUGGAAGGGGGGCCCGGGGACCGCAGCCUCCACUUCCGCUGCGCGUGGCCCGGCGGGGUCCCCGCCGCCUCCCUACAGUUCCAGGGUCUCCCCGAAGGCGUCCGCGCGGGGCCCGUGCCCUCCGCGCUCCUGGCCGCCGUCCCCGCCCACCCCCGCCUCAGCGGCGUCCCCGUCACCUGCCUUGCUCGCCACCUGGUGGCCACGCGCACCUGCACCGUCACCCCAGACGCCCCUCGGGAGGUGCUGCUACAUCCGCUGGUGGAGCAUGCAGAGUCGGGGCAGGCAGAGGUGGCGCUGGAGGUCUCUGGUUGUCCCCCACCCUCACGAGCGUCCUGGGCCCGGGAAGGGCGGCCGCUGGCUCCAGCGGGUGGGAGUCGCCUGCGGCUCGGCCAAGACGGGCGGAAGCUCCUCUUCGGCAACUUCAGCCUGGAUUGGGACCUGGGAAACUACUCGGUGCUGUGCAGUGGGGCGCUGGGUGCUGCGGGGGACCAGAUCACCCUCCGUGGACCUUCCGUCUCCUCGUGGAGGCUUCAAAGAGCGCGGGACGCAGCAGUGCUGACUUGGGAUGUGGAGCGAGGGGCCCUCGUCAGCGGCUUUGAGAUCCAAGCACGGCCAGCGGGGCCUGGCCCGGGCAGAACUCCUGCCUACAGGGGCUGGGUCUCCCUGCUCAUCCUGGGGCCUCGGGAGCGGUCGGCUGUGGUGCCUCUUCGAGCGCGGGACCCUGGGUCCUGGGCCUUGCGGAUCCUGCCCACGCUGGGUGGCCAGCCGGGGACUCCGUCGCAAAGCCGCGUCUACCGUGCUGGCCCCGCCCUGGGCCCGGGCGCCAUCGCUGGCAUCGUCCUGGGCUCCCUGCUGGGCCUGGCGCUGCUGGCCGCGCUCCUCCUCCUGUGCGUCUGCUGCCUGUGCCGCUUUCGGGGAAAGACUCCUAAGAAGACGAAGCAUCCCCCCACUUUGGCCCCCAGGGUCGCCCCACCAGAAAAGGAACAGCAGAGUGUGACCCCAGGGCAGACCUGCUGGCCUCUGGGCCUCCCAGUCCCGCUGGAGGACCCUGGCCCAGCCCCGGCCAGCCGAGGGCGCGCCGCGGGCCCCAGCCCCGCCGUCUCUUCGGCUGUGGGCACGAAAGCUGUUCGGGCAGCCACGCAGGUGUGACCGGAGCGGGGUCCGACCCCGACGCGGCGUUGUAGGGCAGAGCUUCCUGUUUUGCCCCAGCAGAAGGCCAGGCCCGCUGCGACUGAGGGCUGGACCCUGCAAAUGGCACUUCCUGUCUCCCUGCGUGCCGCUGGAGACUUCCCCGCGUCUGCGCGACUGAGGAGAGGCGACUUGGGCGCGGGAGCCCCUGCCGGUCUCACGGUGUGGCCGGCGCGGCCGAGGUUGCGCGGCUCCGAGCCGGACAGGGGCCUGGCCACGUUCUCUGCGAAGGUCCCCCACGUCCGCUUUGCCUCCUCCAGGCCACUCCGCAUCCAGCUCCCAGCUUCUCCACCUCAAAACGGACCCUCUUCCCUUUAAACCCUUCCGGCUGUGCAUUGCCCUUCGCAUACCGAGCCA
Molecule: messenger RNA, 3006 nt
Organism: Microcebus murinus (gray mouse lemur)
Lineage: Eukaryota; Metazoa; Chordata; Mammalia; Primates; Cheirogaleidae
Gene: VSIG10L
Product: V-set and immunoglobulin domain containing 10 like
Source: RefSeq, a predicted model, not a curated record